Cuculus canorus (common cuckoo) is the source of this 9525-nucleotide messenger RNA. Its product is annotated as golgin subfamily A member 4-like. The transcript is spliced from 22 exons. Gene Ontology annotation, cellular component: Golgi apparatus. Gene Ontology annotation, biological process: Golgi vesicle transport. The coding region runs from base 250 to 9318 and encodes 3022 amino acids. Lineage: Eukaryota; Metazoa; Chordata; Aves; Cuculiformes; Cuculidae. The record is from RefSeq and is a predicted model, not a curated record. Gene Ontology annotation, molecular function: small GTPase binding.
AGCAUCUGGACAAGAAGUUCUUGGAUGAAUUUGCACUAAAUGAAGCCAAUGGGGGUUACAUGCUGAAAUCCAUUUUCCAUUAACUUCUCCCUAGCUAUAAUGAGAUCAGCUGUUUCAAGGGUAAUUCCAAAUCGUGUACAGCAGCUGAGGAGAGACGUGAGCUGCAUCCACUUUUAGGCUGCAGUGAUGAAGACGCUUCAUCAGAUGAAGAGACCAUAACUCAACAAGUGCUUCCAGGAUCCCGAGGAAAUGGACCGGCAUCCUCACAGGAAGAAAGAAUCCGUGAUUAUUUUGCAUCAAAUCAAGACUCUUGCUGUUUUAAUGCUGGUAUUACAAUGGGAUAUUCUUACUGUGUUGUGUGGAAUGUUGUUUAGUAAAAGAAAUACCCAGUUAAUGGUUGGAUUCUGGGGUCACAACUGCAUAGAGGUGUCCUUGCUGAAACAGAGGUUCCAAGAUGGUCAGGCAGACACUGAAACGCCUGAUCUCAAUACCUGUUUGGAAGAAGAAAAUCCAAGUCCAGUCCAUGCUGUGGAACCUGGAAGCAGCGAGGUUACUGAAGAUUCUGUUAUGACACUGGAUGCUCUUAAUCGGAGAGUGAACCCCCAAAGAAGCUCGCUGCGUUAUUACAAGGAGAUGAUGCGGUCAUGUAAGGAGCACUGUGCCCAGUUACCGAGUGAGAAGGAGGCGCUUCAGGAACAGCUUGAAGAGAGGCUUCAGGAGCUGGAGAAAAUCAAAGACCUUCAUAUGGCUGAGAAGAGUGAACUGAUGACACAGCUGCGUGAUGCAAAGAAUUCAACUGAGCAGCUAGUACAGGACAAGGGAGCUGAGAAGGUAGUCAAAGAGGAACUUGAGCAACUCAAGGAAUCAUUGGAAGAGAAAGACGGGCAUCUGGAGGAACUGAAAACACGUGAACAGAAACUAAAGGAAUCUGCAGAACAAUCUGAAGCUGAGCUUGUCCAAGCGUCUGCAAAGCCAGAGGAGCUUUCAGAGUCUCGUGAGAGCCCCUCUAAUGAGCAGGCAGAGACUUAUGAAGAGAAAUUAGCAAAGCUGCAGCAAAAACUGACGGAUCCUGAAGGCGAAAAACUGCAAGUUGGUGAAGAGCUACCAAGAACUGAAUCCCAGCCGAAUGAAGUCAAGAGCGAGUUAGAGGCGUACAUCUCUCAGGUGCAUGACCUGAAGCAGCACUUGCAAGAGCAGAGCACUGAAAAUGCACAAAAAGUAACCUCUUUAACACAACAAUAUGAAUGUCAACCUAAGGCUCUACAAAGAGAGGCUGAUGAGAUAAAAGGAAGUGUGACUGAGAAAGAAAAUGAAAUUGAACACAUGAAGAAGCUACACAACAAGCAAGUGGAAGAGCUUAAACAGAAACUGUUAGCUGCAGAGGAGAGAAUUACUGCUCUACGAGGAGAAUAUGAAAGUAAACUAAAGCAUCAGGAGAACAAAAUGGAGAAAAUUAAGCAGAAAUCAAAAAACAUGCAGGAAACUUUUGAGAAUAAACUUACUGAGCAGGAAGCUAAACUGAAAGUAGAGCUUGAAAACAAGCAGUUGGAAUUCAGCCAGAGAGAAAGUGAAUUCAAUGCUAAAAUACUGGAAAUGGCACGUGCCUGCUCAGCCAGCAUCAGUGAUGCUGUGUCAAAAGUGGAAUCUAAUCAGAAAGAGCAACUGGACAGUCUUGUUGAGGCUCAUAGGCGAGAGUUAGAAGAAGUUACCCAGAGUUGGGAAAAGAAACUCAGUCAGCAGGUUGAAGAGCUCCAAGAAAAACAUGAAAUGGAACUGCAAGAGAGAGAGCAGGAGGUUGGAGACCUGAAACAGAAACUUGCUGCCUUCAGUGCUGAGAGGGAGAGCUCCAGAACAGAAGUAACCCGACUGAAGGAAGAAGAGGUGAAAAGGGAGGAGUCGCUGAAGGAAUUGCAAGAACAACUAAGGCAGUCAGAAGCUAAGGUGGAUGUUUUGUCAGAUAAGGAAAGUGAUCUGAAAACGCAGUUGAAAAAAUUGGAAGAUGAUCUUAAUCACUCCCUGAAAGAGAAGUCAAGACUUCAAGAACAGCUCAAUAAACAGAAGGCAGUUGAGGAAGAGGACAAAGCCAAAAUUACUGAGCUGGCCAAUACACUGCAAACACUUGAAGAGAAACUCCGGGCUAUGCAGUCUUCUCAGUAUAAAGAUCAUGAAAAUUAUAAGAAGAACAUAGAGGCAAUUCAGCUAAAGGAAACUGAGCUUAAAAGGCAAGAAGGAGAACUUGCAGUCCGGUUAGAUUCUUAUUGGAAGAAUGCGGAAGCUUCAGUGCGAACAGAAAUCAAUGAAUUAAUUGAAAAAUGUAAUGCAAAAAUUGCCCGAGUAAGAUGCAAAAUUGCAGACUGCGAGCACCAAACUGCAAAACUAACAGAGCAUCAUUCUGUUGCAAGUACUUCUUUGCAAGAGUCAAAGCAACAGCUACAAGAGAAGGACAAUUUAAUUAUGUCCAUGAGAGCUGACACUGGAGGACUUGUAGCAGAAAAGGAACAAUUGCAGAAGGAGGGAGGGCAUCAGAAGGAAGCGGCAUCAGAAAAAGAAACUCACAUAACACAGCUGAGGAAAGAGUUGUCUGAAAAUAUCAAUGCUGUCACCUCAAUGAGGGAGGAACUCCAGGAAAAGGAAUCCAAGAUCUCUGCUCUCAACAAAACAAUUGAUGACCUUAAUGUUAGACUUGAAAGCAUGAUAAGUUUAGCGGAGAAGGAAGCAGCCGUGAGUCUGUUAAGCAGGCAACAUCGAGAGGAUCAGUUGCUAUUGUUAAACCAGAUAAAGGAGUUAUCGUCCAGAGUUGAGACGCUGACUCAAGAAAAAGCAUCUGCUCUUGAGCAGGUAGAUCAUUGCACAGCCAAGCUGUCGGAGUGGAAGAUGAAAGCACAAACCAAGUUUACCCAAAAUCACGAUACUAUUACAGAUUUGCAGUGCAAACUUGAAUUAAGCAAUACUGAAGCCAAUAAAAAAGACAAAGAGCUAAAUAACUUGAAGGAGCAACUGGCUAAACAAAGCAAGAAUCUGGAUAGUUUAAAAAGUGAAUUGGAACAAAAGCAAAGCAGGACGAAAAAACAAGAAAGUGAAUUUUCUGCAAAGUUAAAAAAACAAACAGCAAGAAUUGCUGAAUUAGAAGAACACGUUGCUCAGAAAACUUCUGAAAAUGAUUCCUUGAUGGAGGAACUUAAAAAGUACAAUGUACAAAAGGAAACGGAACAAAAAGAGAUAGCUUGGCAACUGCAGCAGGCAGAGAAGGUGGCUUUUGAGAAGGACAAUAGGUUAAAGGAGGCUGAAGAAAAAGUACUUAAUCCUAAGAAGCAGAUAGUGUCACUGAGAGGUGAAUUUGAAGCAAAGGAGAGGGAAUUUGAUCAAAUGAAAUCAGCGAUGCUUAGAAGCAAAGAGGAAGAACUGAAAGAAUUAGAAGGGAAACUAAAUGCCAAGAAGAGUACGCAGCUGGCAGAUCUGGAAAAGAAAGCAGAGCAAAAAAUUGUUUCUAUUAAAAAGCGAUUGAUGUCUCAGAUGGAAGAAAGGGAACGGCAAUUUAAGCAGGACAGAGAAAAUCAGCUCAGAGACUUGGAAAAACAAGUGCCAGAGAAAGAGGCCAAAACUGAGUCUUUGGAAGAAAAAAUUAAGUCAACGAGAAAUUCCGUGGUACUGGAGAAAGAAAUGCUGCAAAAAGUAGAGAGUGUAAAAGCUGCUGUAGAAGAAGAAAAAAUGAAAAUGCUUGAGAACCUCCAACAGACAUAUGAAGAGAAAAUGCAGGUGUUACAGCGGGGCUUAACAGAAAAAGAUGAGUUGUUGCAAAAAUACGAAAAGAAACAAGAAGAGAGUAAGGUCAGUCACCUAGAACUGCAAAACAAACAGCAAGAGCUCCUUGAAAAAUUGGCAUGUCUUGAGAAGAGCCUGCAAGAGGAGCAAAGUAGGACUGAAAGCCUCAGGAAAGAACUUGAGCAGCAAGCCAAAAAAUACUCACUAUUAGUGGAGGAGCAUAUUCGUUGUGGCAGUGAUUUAGCAAGCACUAGGGAGGAAUUAAAAGCUAAAGAACAAACACUUCAUGGCAUAGAGGAUGUAAUUGGAGAUUACCAGCAAAAAAUGCAGGAAAAGGAGGCAUUCAGUCAGUCUUUAGAGCAGAAGCUAAAAGAGUUGGAAGAUGUAGUGAAGGAAAACGAAGCGCAGAAGAUUGCAAUGGAAGAAAAGAGAUUGAGAGACGAGGAAAAGCUAAGAAGUUUACAGCAACAGUUGGAUGAAAGAAAUGACAAUCUGAAAACUUUUGAGGAGAAUGCUGAAGGCAAAGCUGCAUCUGUUUUGGAGCUGCAGAAGUUACUAAGCGAUAUGCAGAACCAGGAGAAGGACUUGCAGGCUAAAGUGAAAGAGACUGAAAGGGAGAAAAACAAACUACGCAAAGAAGUGAGUAAUCUUCAAAAAGACUUACGUACUCUGCGAAAAGAACAUCAGCAGGCGCUGCAGUUGGCAAAGGAGGAGUACUUAGAAGAAAUGAAGAAGAAAAUCAGAUGUGAACAAGAAGACAUUGAGUUAAAACACAACUCCGCCUUAAAGCAGUUAAUGAUAGAGUUCAAUACCCAACUGGCUCAAAAAGAAAAAGAAAAGGAAAUGGCAGUAAAAGAGACGAUCAGUAAAGCCCAGGAGGUAGAAGCUGAGCUGAUAGAAAAUCAUCACAUAGAGACAAUACAAUUACACAAAAAGAUUGCUGAAAAAGAUGAUGAUCUAAAAAGAACUGUGGAAAAAUUUGAAGAAAUCCUUGAGGCACAGCUUGCAAAGAAGACAACAGUAGUCAAUGAUUCAAAACGGAAAGAGCAGGAAUUGAAGGAGCAGAUUCAUGUACUGGAAGACCAGCUGAAAAAGUAUGAGAAGAAAAUGUACAUCACGUCAGUUGGAACACCGUACAGAGGUGCGUAUCCAACCAGAGUAGAAAUUGUGGAUGUGAUCAUGAUGAUUUUACAGCUUACAUACACCUAUCAGGUAUUGUUUGGCCUAGCAGUAGAUGUCCCUGCGCAAGCUGUUCCUCUUGUAGUAUUGACAAAUGAUAAUGUUGGGCAAAUACAAUGCCCCAGACCCGUCAAGGGUGGAGUGGAGAGAGCUUUGUACUGCUUCUGUGGAGAUAGCAAAAUGUGGAACUGUUCGGAAUGGCUUUUCUGCUGGCUAUGGGAGGACCUUCAUAUGGCUGAGAAGAGUGAACUGAUGACACAGCUGCAUGAUGCAAAGAAUUCAAUUGAGCAGCUAGUACAGGACAAGGGAGCUGAGAAGGUAGUCAAAGAGGAACUUGAGCAACUCAAGGAAUCAUCGGAAGAGAAAGACGGGCAUCUGGAGGAACUGAAAACACGUGAACAGAAACUAAAGGAAUCUGCAGAACAAUCUGAAGCUGAGCUUGUCCAAGCGUCUGCAAAGCCAGAGGAGCUUUCAGAGUCUCGUGAGAGCCCCUCUAAUGAGCAGGCAAAGACUUAUGAAGAGAAAUUAGCAAAGCUGCAGCAAAAACUGACGGAUCCUGAAGGUGAAAAACUGCAACUUGGUGAAGAGCUACCAAGAACUGAAUCCCAGCCAAAUGAAGUCAAGAGCGAGUUAGAGGCGUACAUCUCUCAGGUGCAUGACUUGAAGCAGCACUUGCAAGAGCAGAGCAUUGAAAAUGCACAAAAAGUAACCUCUCUAACACAACAAUAUGAAUGUCAACCUAAGGAUCUACAAAGAGAGGCUGAUGAGAUAAAAGGAAGCGUGACUGAGAAAGAAAAUGAAAUUGGACACAUGAAGAAGCUACACAACAAGCAAGUGGAAGAGCUUAAACAGAAACUGUUAGCUGCAGAGGAGAGAAUUACUGCUCUACGAGGAGAAUAUGAAAGUAAACUAAAGCAUCAGGAGAACAAAAUGGAGAAAAUUAAGCAGAAAUCAAAAAACAUGCAGGAAACUUUUGAAAAUAAACUUACUGAGCAGGAAGCUAAACUGAAAGUAGAGCUUGAAAACAAGCAGUUGGAAUUCAGCCAGAGAGAAAGCGAAUUCAAUGCUAAAAUACUGGAAAUGGCACGUGCCUGCUCAGCCAGCAUCAGUGAUGCUGUGUCAAAAGUGGAAUCUAAUCAGAAAGAGCAACUGGACAGUCUUGUUGAGGCUCAUAGGCGAGAGUUAGAAGAAGUUACCCGGAGUUGGGAAAAGAAACUCAGUCAGCAGGUUGAAGAGCUCCAAGAAAAACAUGAACUGGAACUGCAAGAAAGAGAGCAGGAAGUUGGAGACCUGAAACAGAAACUUGCUGCCUUCAGUGCUGAGAGGGAGAGCUCCAGAACAGAAGUAACCCGACUGAAGGAAGAAGAGGUGAAAAGGGAGGAGUCGCUGAAGGAAUUGCAAGAACAACUAAGGCAGUCAGAAGCUAAGGCGGAUGUUUUGUCAGAUAAGGAAAGUGAUCUGAAAACGCAGUUGAAAAAAUUAGAAGAUGAUCUUAAUCACUCCCUGAAAGAGAAGUCAAGACUUCAAGAACAGCUCAGUAAACAGAAAGCAGUUGAGGAAGAGGACAAAGCCAAAAUUACUGAGCUGGCCAAUACACUGCAAACACUUGAAGAGAAACUCCAGGCUAUGCAGUCUUCUCAGUAUAAAGAUCAUGAAAAUUAUAAGAAGAAAAUAGAAGCAAUUCAGCUAAAGAAAACUGAGCUUAAAAGGCAAGAAGGAGAACUUGCAGUCCGGUUAGAUUCUUAUUGGAAGAAUGCGGAAGCUUUAGUGCGAACAGAAAUCAAUGAAUUAAUUGAAAAAUGUAAUGCAAAAAUUGGCCGAGUAACAUGCAAAAAUGCAGACUGCGAGAACCGAACUGCAAAAGAUAAAGAAGCAGUAUUAGUUAAAAUGAGUAAGAUUCCUGAGCUGGAAGCUCAGCUUAGAGACGUAACAGAGCAUCAUUCUGUUGCAAGUACUUCUUUGCAAGAGUCAAAGCAACAGCUACAAGAGAAGGACAAUUUAAUUAUGUCCAUGAGAGCUGACACUGGAGGACUCAUAGCAGAAAAGGAACAAUUGCAGAAGGAGGGAGGGCAUCAGAAGCAAGCGGCGUCAGAAAAAGAAACUUGCAUAACACAGCUGAGGAAAGAGUUAUCUGAAAAUAUCAAUGCUGUCACCUCAAUGAGGGAGGAACUCCAGGAAAAGGAAUCCAAGAUCUCUGCUCUCAACAAAACAAUUGAUGACCUUAAUGUUAGACUUGAAAGCAUGAUAAGUUUAGCAGAGAAGGAAGCAGCCGUGAGUCUGUUAAACAGGCAACAUCAAGAGGAUCAGUUGCAAUUGUUAAACCAGAUAAAGGAGUUAUCGUCCAGAGUUGAGACGCUGACUCAAGAAAAAGCAUCUGCUCUUGAGCAGGUAGAUCAUUGCACAGCCAAGCUGUCGGAGUGGAAGAUGAAAGCACAAACCAAGUUUACCCAAAAUCACGAUACUAUUAUGGAUUUGCAGUGCAAACUUGAAUUAAGCAAUACUGAAGCCAAUAAAAAAGACGAAGAGCUAAAUAACUUGAAGGAGCAACUGGCUAAACAAAGCAAGAAUCUGGAUAGUUUAAAAAGUGAAUUGGAACAAAAGCAAAGCAGGACGGAAAAACAAGAAAGUGAGUUUUCUGCAAAGUUAAAAAAAGAAACAGCAAGAAUUGCUGAAUUAGAAGAACACAUUGCUCAGAAAACUUGUGAAAAUGAUUCCUUGAUGGAGGAACUUAAGAAGUACAAUGAACAAAAGGAAACGGAACAAAAAGAGAUAGCUUGGCAACUGCAGCAGGCAGAGAAGGUGGCUUUUGAGAAGGACAAUCGGUUAAAGGAGGCUGAAGAAAAAGUACUUAAUCUUGAGAAGCAGACAGUGUCACCGAGAGGUGAAUUUGAAGCAAAGGAGAGGGAAUUUGAUCAAAUGAAAUCAGCAAUGCUUAGAAGCAAAGAGGAAGAACUGAAAGAAUUAGAAGGGAAACUAAAUGCCAAGAAGAGUACGCAGCUGGCAGAUCUGGAAAAGAAAGCAGAGCAAAAAAUUGUUUCUAUUAAAAAGCGAUUGAUGUCUCAGAUGGAAGAAAGGGAACGGCAAUUUAAGCAGGACAGAGAAAAUCAGCUCAGAGACUUGGAAAAACAAGUGCCAGAGAAAGAGGCCAAAACUGAGUCUUUGGAAGAAAAAAUUAAGUCAACGAGAAAUUCCAUGGUACUGGAGAAAGAAAUGCUGCAAAAAGUAGAGAGUGUAAAAGCUGCUGUGGAAGAAGAAAAAAUGAAAAUGCUUGAGAACCUCCAACAGACAUAUGAAGAGAAAAUGCAGGUUUUACAGCGGGGCUUAACAGAAAAAGAUGAAUUGUUGCAAAAAUACGAAAAGAAACAAGAAGAGAGUAAGGUCAGUCACCUAGAACUGCAAAACAAACAGCAAGAGCUCCUUGAAAAAUUGGCAUGUCUUGAUAAGAGCCUGCAAGAGGAGCAAAGUAGGACUGAAAGCCUCAGGAAAGAACUUGAGCAGCAAGCCAAAAAAUACUCACUAUUAGUGGAGGAGCAUAUUCGUUGUGGCAGUGAUUUAGCAAGCACUAGGGAGGAAUUAAAAGCUAAAGAACAAACACUUCAUGGCAUAGAGGAUGUAAUUGGAGAUUACCAGCAAAAAAUGCAGGAAAAGGAGGCAUUCAGUCAGUCUUUAGAGCAGAAGCUAAAAGAGUUGGAAGAUGUAGUGAAGGAAAACAAAGCGCAGAAGAUUGCAAUGGAAGAAGAGAGAUUGAGAGAUGAGGAAAAGCUAAGAAGUUUACAGCAACAGUUGGAUGAAAGAAAUGACAAUCUGAAAACUUUUGAGGAGAAUGCUGAAGGAAAAGCUGCAUCUGUUUUGGAGCUGCAGAAGUUACUAAGCGAUAUGCAGAACCAGGAGAAGGACUUGCAGGCUAAAGUGAAAGAGACUGAAAGGGAGAAAAACAAACUACGCAAAGAAGUGAGUAAUCUUCAAAAAGAACAUCAGCAGGCGCUGCAGUUGGCAAAGGAGGAGUACUUAGAAGAAAUGAAGAAGAAAAUCAGAUGUGAACGAGAAGACAUUGAGUUAAAGCACAACUCCGCCUUAAAGCAGUUAAGGAGAGAGUUCAAUACUCAACUGGCUCAAAAAGAAAAAGAAAAGGAAAUGGCAGUAAAAGAGACGAUCAAUGCAAACCUUCACCAAACUGAUGUUUGCCUCUUUGGGGAGCCUGCUGAGUUUGAAUACCUGAGGAAAGUGCUCUUUGAAUACAUGAUGGGUCGUGAGAGAAAGACAAUGGCCAGGGUUAUAACAACACUGUUGAAGUUCUCAGCGGAUCAGACUCAGCAGAUACUAGAACAAGAAGAUGCUCGACCACAGUUUACCUCAUCUCACAGAGGUAUCUUCUGAAUAUCUCAUCUCUCCGUGCUUAAAUAGGAUGUGGGAAUGCUUGGCCUUUCAGCACGCUAAGGUGGAUGUCAUUCAGUCAGUGGAUAAGUAACUGCUGAAAGAAGAUCUUCAUAGCCAUGUUCUUGUUUACGUCCCGGAUGUUGUUCUUACCUUGCUUUUAGCACUUUGCAAUAAAUGAAACUUUUAAAUGAAAUAGGUGUUGCCUUU